UUUUUCGUCUACCGGAAGUUCUGCUUCUGCCUUGACUACCAUGACACCGGUGGGGUGAGCAGGCAGAAAGACACGCCGAGGGAACUUUUUAGAACUGCAGAAUGGAGGUAUCAAGGAGAAGGGUCCUCCAAAAGCAUCUGGAGCCUGCCAGACCCCUGCGCCGCUUCAUCCAUGUUGACAGUGAGCCCCAAAAAAAUGCUGCAACAUGUGCGCAGGCCCUGAUGGCGGAAGAAGAUCAAGAGACCAAUAUUGGCAUAGAGCAGUUCUACAAGAUUGUCAACCUCGCCAAACAGAAAGAAGGCAGAAUCUCUUACUCAAGAGAUUUUUUAAUUGGUCUGGCAAGUUGUCCCGAGUCCAGGAAGAAGCCGGAGUUCUUGCCGGAGCACCCCAUAGUCUUAACGGAGGCAAGAGAGCUUGGGCACCUAAAGCUUCAUGAAAUGAGGAACAAUGGGGAAAUGGGAGACACGAAGGCGGAAUGGCUUCACUCAUCUUAAGAAAUUUGCACAGGUGUUUAUCACCCCAAAGAGUGUAUCUGGUGUUUUCUUUUCUUAUUGCUUUUCUUGGUGAAUCUAAUUGAAUUUUGCAUGUUUGUUAUUUUGAAUGAGACUGACAACGGUUUGGAGUGAAGUUGCUCAAAGCUAAAAUACGAAACAACACUUAAUUUGCUUAUGUAUGAGUAUUGCAUUUCUGCUUGUUUUCUGCUGUGUAAUAUUUUGGCUAUUUACAGUUUGUAAAAAUAUUUUAAAUAUAAGAUAUUAAUGGCUAUAUGUCAGCUGUGCUGGUAAUGUUUCGUUUGAAGAAACCGGGAAAAAAAAGUAAUUUCAUGCAGACUCAAUCAAAGUCAGAAAACUUGACGGUGAUCAAAAUGAUGUUUGUCAUCAGCUGUAUGAGCUGAGAGUAGAUCAGCGCUGUGAUUUAACGUGUCUUACUAAACAUGUUAACUUCACUUAUAAAGGACAGUCUGGCUCA
Molecule: messenger RNA, 969 nt
Organism: Epinephelus moara (kelp grouper)
Lineage: Eukaryota; Metazoa; Chordata; Actinopteri; Perciformes; Serranidae
Gene: gra
Product: granulito
Exons: 7
Coding region: 102-494 (130 amino acids)
Source: RefSeq, a predicted model, not a curated record